This is a messenger RNA of Rosa rugosa (rugosa rose), 1835 nucleotides long. RefSeq lists its product as uncharacterized. Gene Ontology annotation, biological process: site-specific DNA replication termination at RTS1 barrier; mitotic DNA replication termination. The coding region runs from base 162 to 1298 and encodes 378 amino acids. The record is from RefSeq and is a predicted model, not a curated record. Gene Ontology annotation, cellular component: nucleus. NCBI's taxonomy places the organism in Eukaryota, Viridiplantae, Streptophyta, Magnoliopsida, Rosales, Rosaceae. The transcript is spliced from 2 exons.
AAAGAAAAAUAGCGCAAGCAACACCGACCGACUUCCCCUGUAUCUGACAAACAAAACAUAUAAAUCCCCAAAUUCCCAACUCCUCAGUUCUUCCAACGAUCCUCCCAGCAGCUUCUUCAAUUAAUUUCAAUUUCACAGACCCUUCCCAAAUCAAACCCACCAUGCAUUCCAAGCCCCAAACUUUCCAAAUCUUCCUCGAAUCCCCACAACUCCAAAUCCCAACCCAAACCCUAACCCUAUCCCCAAUUCAAACCCCAACUCUCCACCACCUCAAGCUUUCUCUUUUCUCCCAAACCCUUCCCUCCCUCUACUUCACCCUCAAUGGAAAGCCCUUACUCGACUCCACCCCGCUUCUCAGUUCCGAAAUUUUCCCCCUUUCGACCCUAAUUUUGCAAUUUAGAGCUCCCGGCGGAGGCGGCGAUGGCGGCGCCACCGGGGCCGAGUCGAGGGAUUGCUAUCUCAACAUGUACGCCGAGAAAAAGCCUGACAAGGUCGACCCGUACGAGCAGAGACUCUCCAAGUUUCUGAACUGCGCCCUUUCCAAUGAGCCAUUGAAGGAUCCUUGCGUUGUGGAUUUGCUUGGGAAUGUGUUCAAUAAGGAGCCUCUGGUUGAGGCCUUGUUGGGGAAGAAGGUGCCGAAAGCUUUCGGGCACAUUAAGGGUUUAAGGGACAUGGUUCCUGUGCAUUUUACUUCGAUUAACUUGCCCGAAUCGGAGUCUCAGGCCACGGCCACCGGACCGAGGUUUCAGUGCCCCAUUACGGGGCUGGAGUUUAAUGGGAAGUCUAAGUUUCUGGCGUUGAGGAGUUGCGGGCAUGUGUUGAGUGCAAAGGCAUUGAAGGAGGUGAAGUCCUCGGCUUGCCUUGUGUGUCAUGUGGGGUUUUCGGAGGAGGAUAAGAUUGUGAUAAAUGGGAAUGAGGAGGAGGUCGCGGCACUGAGGGAGAGGAUGGAGGCUGAGAAGGCAAAAUCGAGGGGGAAGAAGGUGAAGAAGGUGAAAAAUGGGGAGGGGGUUGGGAAUGCGGAGGAGGAGGGUUCGAGGUUGAGUGGUACGAAGCAUGGCAUUGAUGUGAAGGGUGUGGAGAAGGCUUCGGCGAAGGUGGAGGGGAAUGGGAAGAUUGGGAAUGGUGGGGAGAAUGUGAAGGGUGUGAGUAAUGGUCCUGCGGUGAAGAAGUUUAAGGCGGUGGAUGCAGCCCCAGCUAAUGCUACUAAGGAAGUGUAUGCUUCGAUUUUCACUUCGUCGAGCAAGAAGAAGUUUAAGGAGACAUAUUCUUGUAGAUCUCUCCCACUUGGUAGAAACUGAUUGAGGAGUUAGGUGCAGGGUUAUGAGAAUUCUUGUCCAGAUUGGGUGGAUAACUGGAUGCAUAUUGUACUGAUUUUGGGUUUGCUACAAUUGGAAUGCUCAGGGUGUGCUGCUUUGGCAGGGUCCAUUUUUCAUGAACAACAACAAAAGCAACAGCAGUACUAGUUCUAGUGCUAAUGGUGAAUCCUGAUAUUGAUGACCGCUAUCAUGUAGAUGAAAUUAAUGGUCCUGAUGGUGACAUUGGUGUAUGCAAACUAUUGCUAAGGAUGUCUGCGGUUUAUGUAACGAAGUCUGCAGUUGUGUGAGGACUGAGGACGGUUGUUUAAACAACGACCCUCAGCUAAUCGUUUGGGAGUUCAAAGAAGAAGAACUGGACCAAACAGCGGUAGAAGGAGAUGGGGAACUUGAUUUGAAACACAUGAGAACUUAUUCACUGGACAGAGACAAGCUUCUGAAUGAUCUAUCAAUACAGAUGUUGUCUGAAUUUGAAUUGCCUAGUGCUAUAAACUGAGUGCUAUGAAGUGGUUGGCCUUAGCC